Dictyostelium discoideum AX4 is the source of this 1714-nucleotide messenger RNA. Its product is annotated as deoxyribonuclease II family protein. The transcript is spliced from 5 exons. Gene Ontology annotation, molecular function: deoxyribonuclease II activity; DNA endonuclease activity. Gene Ontology annotation, biological process: DNA metabolic process. Lineage: Eukaryota; Evosea; Eumycetozoa; Dictyosteliales; Dictyosteliaceae. The record is from RefSeq and is a predicted model, not a curated record. The annotation marks the transcript as partial.
AUGAAAAAGAUUAUUUUAAUUUUUUUAAUUUUAAUUAUAUUUAAUAUUCAAUUAUUUUAUUGUCAGCCCAUGUGUUUACAAGGAGGAAAAGAUAUUGGAUUGAACAAUAUAAUAAGAAAAUGGUACAUUUACCAGUUACCUGAAGAAGGUGGAAUUUAUUAUUGGAAUAGUUUCUCUGAUACCAUAACUGAAAAAAUAGGAAUUGAAUAUUCAUUAAGAUAUGAUAGUGAAUCAGCGUUUUUAUUAACAUUCAACCAAAUGGAAAACCCAGAUUAUAAUUAUGUUACCUACAAUGAUCAUCCUGAUGAAACAAGAGAUAAAGAUCCAGUAGGUGGACAUUCAAAAGGAUUUUUUAUUUGGAACAAAGAUGGUGGUAUACAUGUGAUGCAUAGUUUUACAGCAUUUCCUUUGUUUAGAACAAGUAGAAAUGAUGAAACUAUGGAGAAAGGAAAAUUUGCAAAAAAGCCACAAACAGGUGGAUUUAAUCCUGGUUUAGAAGUUUUUAAUCAUAAAGAUAAAAAUUUAAGAGGUAAUGAUAAGAACCCAAAAUUACAACAAGCACAGUAUGCAUAUUGCUAUCCGAUUUCAAAAACAGGGAUUGAAGUUGGUAUCUAUAGACAUUUGGUAUUAACAAAUUCAGUUAUUGGUUACGUUAAUGGUUUGGCAGUCAAUUGGGGACUCUCAUCAUUAGAGUUAACAAAUAUAUUAGAUGAUUUAGAUCCUGCCAAAUUUCCAAGAGUUAGCUUUAUGAGAAUACCUGAUACAAAUGAUUUUCAAAAGAGAAAUAUUCAUUACGAAAAUAUUAAUAUUCGAGAAUCUCAAGUAACAGCCGGAAUUGUUAAUGAUGUUAAAAUAUUGGACCAAAAUGAUAAAUUCCCAUUGUAUGUUUUGGCAAAGCAUGCAUAUUAUUUUUCGGAAUACAGUAAAAAGCAACAUUUAGAAACACUUUAUAACCAAUAUUCAGAAAAAUUAUAUUUUUAUCAAAAACAAUUUUAUAACAAAGAUAACCAAUUAGGGAAAAACUAUAUUUAUGGUGUAAGAAGAUAUAUGGAUCCCAGUAAAUUGAGUUAUAAAAAUUUAAUAAACAUUUGGACAUACAUUUCAACCUUAAAGAUGGAUUUUGGUGGUCAACAAAUUUCACUAUUAGGAAACUUUUAUUUACAAACUCAACAUUAUAAUGACAUUGAAACAGGAAAAGUUUCAAAUCUUGAACGUAAUGUAUAUCAAGUUGAAGAUAUAACUGGUUAUGCUCCUAAUAAUAAAAUUAUUACAAGAAAAAAGGAUCAUUCAAAACAAGCUUUUUCAGUUAUUCAAUUUAAACGAGAUUUUCCUGAUGAAGUUGUACCAACCCAACCUAAUCAAUAUGAUUAUAAAUGGUUUUGUGUUGGUGAUAAUAAUUUUAUGGAAAAACAGGCUCAUAGAGGAGGAUCAGUACAUUGUUUCAAAAGCCCAACUCUUAGUAAAUUUUUUUCAAAAAAAGUUUAUUCGUAUUACUAUAUAAGUUCAAGUGGAGAAAGGACAUUUUAUAACUCAAAAGUUAAAGAAGGUAUUAAUGAUUUUAUUUCAAGGUUGGUAAUUAAAGAAAAUAGUGAUGAUAUGGAAAGAAUAAGUAAAAUUCAACAACAUUAUCAACUAACUGGAUCAUCAAUGAGUUUUCCACCACCAUCAGACAAAAUCGAUUUGAAUGUAGAGAUUAAUGGUGGUGGUAAAAUAG